This is a messenger RNA of Cladophialophora yegresii CBS 114405, 966 nucleotides long. RefSeq lists its product as uncharacterized. The record is from RefSeq and is a predicted model, not a curated record. NCBI's taxonomy places the organism in Eukaryota, Fungi, Ascomycota, Eurotiomycetes, Chaetothyriales, Herpotrichiellaceae. Gene Ontology annotation, biological process: mitotic cytokinesis; actomyosin structure organization. Gene Ontology annotation, molecular function: myosin heavy chain binding; calcium ion binding; cytoskeletal motor regulator activity. The transcript has 2 exons. Bases 1 to 966 code for a protein of 321 amino acids. Gene Ontology annotation, cellular component: cytoplasm; myosin II complex.
AUGUCUUCAUACAAAUCCACUUUCAACUCGCCGCGCUCAUCACCUUUCCGUCGGCCAGCCUCUCCAGGCUCGCCUACCCUAGUCAGCAAUGGAAGACCUAAUACUCCGCCCACAAAUAGGAGCGGUGCAUCCCCACUGACAUCACCAUCGAAAUUGAAGCAUGCCUACACCGUCUCGGAAGAGGAGGAGGAAGAGGAAAUAAUUGUCUCGACGCCCUCGAAGACCACCGGGGAACACCCCUUCCGGCGAGCACAGACCGAACCUCCACCAUCACCACCCACCCGCCAGUCCCAGCUCGUCUCACCGUCCAAAUUCGAGAGAUCCUCUCUGUCAGUCUUGGACAACGGAACAGGGAGAGAACCGCGCAGGCUUGUCUCAAACGGCAUGCUAUCCCAGAACGACAACCUCUCCAAACUCCCUCCGCAACUCCUGCAUAACAUGCGCGAAUCCUUCUCCGUCCUGGACUCCAACUCGAACGGGACAAUCGACGCGUCUUCCGUGGCAGAAACACUCCAGUCUCUAGGCCUGCACGAGAGCAACUUAUCGCAAUUCUUCGCGCCUGGCCAACCUCAGCAGAUGUCCCUGCCUCAAUACCUCGGCCAACUGGCCAAUAUCUUGGUCGGACUAUCACCUCAGCAGGAGCUGCUGAACGCCUUCUCUGCCUUUGACGAUGACGACAGUGGCCAGAUCGACAUUGCGGAACUACGCACAGCGUUGCUCAAUACGGCUCCUGACCCUGGCGAGCGGCCGCUGUCCGCAAAGGACAUUGAUCGCGCGAUGGAAGGCUUCACGGGGCGAAGAAUCCUCGGCAAGAACGUCAUCGGCAUCGCGGGCGUGCGAGGCCUGAAGGACCCUGCGCCCAAGAAAGGUGGUGGAGAUGUAUUCCGGUAUCAGGAGUUCGUGGGCAACCUGACCGGGGGACCAGCCACGGAGGGAGGCCAUGCUCAGGGUAUUGCUUCGAGGUGA